GCAGAGGCGAAGCGCCACAGAUCGCUAGAAAACGUGGGCCUAGCAGGCUUACAGUGAUGCCCUCGACAACCUCCGGCUCACAGAUUCCAUAGAUCUCCUCUCCUUCAAGAGAUCGGUCCGACCCUUCCCCUACCUGUGCACACCGAGGAGAGCUAAACACUGACGAACGGACCCCUCCACACCUUCCACACACCCCAGGAUGGCCACCCGCGCGACCCUUGCUCCCCUGCUGGCCUUGAUCUUGUUCCUCCUCCCCCUCCUCGUCGAAGGCCUUGAUUUCGAGUGCCUGCUCGCCGUCAGCCGCGCGAUAGAGGGAGGCUUCGCACCACCCUCAGUCGCCAGCCAGCAAGAGUGCCUUGACGCUUCAUCCAGCGACCAGGCCAUGAAGUACUGCCUCUCUCCAAAGUCGCUGAGCGAAACUAUGGAGCUGUGCCUUCCUGAGCAGUGCACACGGGUAGGAUGCGCGGGAUGGAGAGAGGGGGAUGGAGAGAGAGGGGGGAGGAAUGGAUGCAGCCGUAGGCACGUGCGUGAGUGUUUGUCACGAGGGUGUGCGUGCGUGCAGGAUGACUUGCGUGAGAUAUAUCGAUUUGCCGAGGAGGCAUGUGAGCCGUCCACAUCAUGCAUCGAGAUGGACGCCAGUGCGCGGCUCCCAUGCAUGGUGAUGCAGCAAAACCGCACCAUGUGUGGGAAGGUCGCCAACAGGUCAGCCGCAGCCUCGAUCACACAUUCAUACUCACCCCGCACGCCCCUCCCUGUUUGUGCCAUGCAGCACGGCGUCGAUAGCUGAUGAGAACAUCCACCUGUCUUGCUUCCACUCGUCGACUUCCAACGAGACGAAGGCCCAGCUUCUCGCAGACACGCUCGAGUGCGCUCCGAUGGGCCAGCCGCCGGGAGCCGUCAACGAUUUGGCCAACUGGGACGCGUGUCACGAGCUCAAGACGGCCCAUUACUGUGUGGUGGAUUACAAGAACAUCUUCGUGACCGCCGGGCAGUGCGUGGCACCCACAUGUGACGGCAGCAAGUACGCAUCCAUGGCGCGGAUGGCGUGUGAGGUGGACGACUGCAUGGGCAUGGCCGCCAUGAUGCCCGUCGGCCACUGCCUCUUCUGGCGGGCCUUGCUGUGUCCACCGGAAGGAACACCUAACUACAAUGUGACGGUCGAGGCCACCUGCAGCCCCACCGAUGCGCCGGCCAUGUCGGCUGGCUUCUAUGUGAUGAUCGGUAUAUCGAGCGCGCUCGUGCUGCUCAUCGCGGCGGCAUCGGCCAUGGCCGUGUGGCGCCAGAAGGAAGCCAACGGAGGGAGAAGAGAGCCGUCAAUCGCUGAGAGGGCACUGACGGCAUUCUACUUGCCAGGUAUCAGUUCAGUUGUGGUGUUGUAUCAGAAUUUUUUGUCUCCUGUCAUUCAUACCUUGCUGCUCUUUGCUGUAUGAAGACAACUGGCGCGGACUGUGGAGCACCAAGCAGGUACGAUGACGACACACACGCAGCGGGUGCACGCGGUGUGCCCUUUUUCGGUUGUCUGGCCAGGGUGACGGUGAGGUUUCUUGUCUGCACGGCAUUCGAGUCGUGUCGAUCGUCUGGAUCCUGUUGGCACACCUGUUCAUCCUGUACCAAGCCAUGCCUGCCAUCAACUACCCGGUGAGCAGGCAACGAAUCAUGCAUGGAAUGGACUAAUUCACUUGCCCUUUUGUGAAUGUUUUCGGUGAGCCCAGGAUCUCGUUGAAGCAAGUACGCGACAGACAAAUGCAUUGGUUCCUUUCCGAUCGCUGUAAGUAUGCACCUGUCCGUCUUUCAGUGGGCAAGGUCUCGUUUCAGGUCGUCACGGGUGCAUUCUUUGCUGUCGACACCUUCUUCCUCCUCUCGGGCUUUCUGCUUGUGUUCGUGACCCUCAAGCAUGUGGCCAGAACGGGAAACUCGCGAAUCAACGUGCCACUGGCCGUGCUGCAUAGGUGAGGGAGUGGGUGGGGCGACAAUAGGCGGCCAUCCAGUGACGCUUACGCAACCCUUUGUUAUCGGUGUGUGUGCAGGUGGAUCCGGAUGAGUGUGGUUUAUGCCUUCUUUAUCGGUGUGUGGGAGUUCGUCGCGCCCCACGUGUCAAACGGACCUCUCUGGCCGAUAUUCACCGGCCCACUUCACCGCACAUUCAAUCCGAUACUUGUGCCUGCGGCUGAGGGCAGCCCGUCUGCGUGUCAGCAGUACUGGUGGGCGAACCUCCUCUAUAUCAACAACUUUGUACCUUCUGAACGGCCACUUGCGUUCGGGUGCAUGCCAUGUAGGUGGACAGACACAUGGACAACACAGGACAAUAACAUGAGCGUCACGGAUGUGGUAUGUGUCAGGGACGUGGUACUUGGCGAAUGACUUCCAGUUCUUCGUAAUCGGCAUUCUCCUCAUGGCCAUCUACUGCGGGUACGCAUGAGAAUCGCUCUCACUUCCCUUCGUGCCGCGCUCAUCCACGUUGAUCUGGCUGCAGGUAUUCCAAGAGGAUUGCCCGGGUGGUGAUGGGAACAAUGCUGGUCGCCUGCUGGGUCGUCACUGGUCCGUUGUCCGCCGAAAAGCGUUAUUCUCGUCGAGAAUGCAUGUGAUUGGCGUGCAGGCACACGGAACAUCCUGAAGGGCUGGCAGGUCGGGUUCUUCGCAUUGCUAGAAGACGAUGAGUUCUACAUCAAGCCGUGGACUAGAAUCGCACCCUACCUGCUCGGAAUGGUAGCAAAACAAGGCAUUGCCCACGUUCCUUGUCCCCUCACUUGUGUGUCCUGUCUGCCCUUCUGGUGUACGCAGAUGGGUGCGCUGCUGGUGUCUGAGCAUCAAGAGCAGUUGCGGCGCUGGCUGCUGCGGCUGAGGCGCUUCGGCCGAGUGGGGCUGCAUGUGCUGCUGGCGAGUGCCAUGCUGUUUUUGAUCUUCGUGCAGUACAGUGCCCACAAGAUCCCAAGCACGCCUUGGACACCGGUCCAGACGUUCUUCUACAACACAUUCUCACGGUCAGCUUGUCGCUUAGACACAGAAAAGGUGUUGGUCUCAUGUGGUUGUAGGUGUGAUCUGGUGAGUGCAGGUCUGUGUGGGGGCUUGGCGUGCUGUGGGUGGUGUUUUGCUGCGCCACCGGCAUGACGCCGAAUGUCAACAGGCUCCUCUCGCUUAGCCUCUACCGGCCAUUUGCAAGACUGACCUACACUCUGUACCUGGUGCACCUGCCCGUCAUUGCCGCCCUUCUAUACAGCGCCAAAAACCUCAUCUUCCUGACAUAUGGUCAGCCUGAUGCAAGAACCCGAUGUCUGUAUAUCCCUCUCUCUGUGUCUGUAUGUGUGUGUGUAGCUAACACAGUGGUGUCUUUCCCCGCGGUGAUCGUCCUGGGCUUUGCGGUAGCGUGUGUGCUAUAUCUGCUGGUGGAGGCACCGUCGCUGCAUCUGAACAAGCUGAUCAUGGACAACACGUACAUGAGGAAGGCGUCUCUGAAAGGGAAGGAAGAACAGCAACGUGGCGACGAGACUAUGGACGAAGAGAGCUGCCAUCCGCCCACUGCCUCCAAGGAGGCCACAGAGGCAUCCGUGUCUUCGCAGAGUCCGUAUGACAGCGUCGACCUAAUGGAGGUCCGUGUGUGAGUGUUCACUGCGAUAACUGACUGGUCUCACAUGUGCGUGCACGGGUGUGGCUGUCUAAUCCGUCUUUGUGUUGCUGUGGUGCUAAUGUUUAUGUGCGGGACUCGUGGAUGCGUGUUGUGUGUGGUACUCUCCUGCGGCUUCCGUCCUUCCUUGCCUUCUGACGUGAGCAACUAGCUGUGAUUUUUGUUUCUCAUCUGACGAGCCUCGCUACCCAUGCUGAUCGGUCGGUCGGUUUUUCUGUGUGGCGUCUUCUGGAUCAUUUGUAGACAGGUAGGCAGGUGUGCAUGGCGGGAGAUGCAUGUUGAGAGUGUCGUGUCGUCGAGUAUGUGCGUACGUGUAUACGUGUAGGUGUCUUCUGAGCUCAGCAGAUGGGACGAUGGGAUGUUUUAAUCGAUUUGCAUGCCCCGGGACAGUGUUGUGUGCACGUAUCCACACACACACGACUUUUCCACACGCACAAGAAGCACACACCACUUGGUUGGUACAGCGCUGACCUAAAGGAGGUCUGUAUGUGACUGUAAUGUAGUGUAAUGUACUGACUGCAACAUGAUGACUGUCUGGUCUCACCUUUGCCUGCAUGAAUGUCUAUCUCUACCUGUGUCUGUCUGUGGUGCUGGUGAUUACGUAUGGUGUGUGUGGCUGUCUCCUGGGGUGAGGCUGAGCGGUUGCGUCUCAGGGUCAACUUUAACCGAUGAAGUAAUCAGUGUUGACACCACGAGAGUAGCAAUGCCCGCCCUCUGCCAGCUGCCGAAGACACGUGUCUCUUCGGGCGCCACUACUUCUUGCCUUCUUAUGUACAUGAAGUAGCUGUGACUUUGAUGUCGUAGGGCGAGCUAAUCGCUGGCUGACUGGUCUGUCCGUCGAUCGGUCGGUUUUUCUGUGUGGCGUAGGUCGACUUGAUGUAGGCAGGUGGGAGUGCUUUCCUCGUGUAUGUGCGUGGCCGGGCAGAUGUGGCGGGAUGGAUCGAUGGGAUGUUUCAAUGGUGGAAUGCCUGGACGUUCACACGUGCGUGACCUGUCUGCAUCAUGACAAGGACUUCGUCCGUCCGUCAUGGUUUUGAUACCAACGUCAGUCAACCAUCGCAGUCAA
Messenger RNA from Vitrella brassicaformis, 4688 nucleotides. The record is from the annotation of a GenBank genome assembly. NCBI's taxonomy places the organism in Eukaryota, Vitrellaceae.